Molecule: messenger RNA, 2543 nt
Organism: Folsomia candida
Lineage: Eukaryota; Metazoa; Arthropoda; Collembola; Entomobryomorpha; Isotomidae
Gene: SCCRO3
Product: DCN1-like protein 3
Exons: 7
Coding region: 457-1602 (381 amino acids)
Biological process (GO): protein neddylation; positive regulation of ubiquitin-protein transferase activity
Cellular component (GO): ubiquitin ligase complex
Molecular function (GO): ubiquitin conjugating enzyme binding; cullin family protein binding; ubiquitin-like protein binding
Source: RefSeq, a predicted model, not a curated record
ACAUAUUAGGUGUAGUAGGGUGGCUCAAGUAGCAUAUUAUAUGAUAGCAAGUAAGUAAAGUAGUGGUAUAAAAAAUUCAUCUAUUUCUCCCAGCCAGCAGAAUACGAAUAAAGAAACACAAAGGGAGCCUGCUGGACUGAAUAGUUGAACUAAAAGUAAAAAGGGAUCUCUCUAUUCCCUAGUCGUCCCUUGUAAAUUCUCAUCUUUUGCUGCCGUUUUUUGGGUCAAAUAUAUCUUCCAUUUCAUAAUAGGGUGUAAUGGUUGUUCUUCCCCCUUUUGGAGGAUAUUAUGUCACUUAUUCGACACCUAGGACGUUAUUGUUCCCAAUUUUAUAUGCUAUAUGACCUCUCCUACUCCACGUCCACUUCGUCGUCGUCGAAGUUUCGAAGAACUUCGUCCCGUUCCUGUUGCUUGACCUACUAGAUUUUUAUUUUACCCAGUGGUUUGGUUCGACCAAUGGGCGCCUGCCUAUCCUGCAACCAGUCCUCCACCCACGACCACCAAGAGCAGAACAAAACACCUCCCAACAAGAACAAGGACAGCAUAACGCCGACGACUACGACUCCUUCUUCUUCUCCGCCGGUGAACGUCUCUUCGUCCCUGGGCGCCGGGAUGCGAGACGGCGAAUCUGUUCCACACACGAACAAUCACCACCACCAUCAUCACCGAGUCCACGGCAAUAAUAGUGCGACAACGGGGACGGCGGCGAGUUCCACGCCGAAUAAUCAGGACGGGACGUCCGCCGCUUCGUUGAAAGGGGACAAGAAAAACUUUUACUCGAGGAUUCCACCCUUGGGAAGGGUUGGGUCUACUUCGGCGGAUAAGGAUAAAGGACCCAGCAGUGGGGGGAAGACGUCGUCGUCGUCGAUAACCAUUAUCAAAGAUAACAACAAUGCCUAUUCGGAGUCCAAAAUUGCGGCCUUAUUCCAACACUAUAAGGAUCCCUUAGAGGACGCCGUCCUCGCUGAAGGGAUCGAUCGGUUGUGUAAAGAUCUCGAAGUCAAACCUGAGGACUUUAAGAUGCUCGUGCUCGCUUGGAAGUUUGAUGCGGAACAAAUGUGUCGUUUCUCUCGCCAAGAGUUUUUCCAGGGGAUGAAAACCCUCAAGACGGAUACGUUACCGGGAAUUCAGGCUCGGCUUCCGGAUAUUGUGACCCAACUGGGAAAUGAUCCAGUCAAAUUUAAAGAUUUAUAUAGAUUCAGUUUUAAAUUUGGCCUCGAGUCUGAACUCAGUCAGCGCGUAUUGCCUAUCGAGAUGGCGACGAGUCUGUGGCGUGUCGUAUUUUCGCAAAAAGAGCCACCCAUUUUAGAAAGAUGGAUCACAUUUUUAGAGUCAAAUCCAAGCAUUCGUGGCAUUCCGAGAGAUACGUGGAAUAUGUUUCUGAACUUGGUAGAAACGGUCGGAUCUGAUCUGAGUAAUUACGACGACACGGAAGCCUGGCCUUCUUUAUUUGACGACUUUGUAGAAUUUGAGAAUGAUGCUUUGAACCAAAAUACAAUUAAUACCAUCAACUCAACGUCUUCGGAUGGAAAGCCUACAUCGACCUCUCCGACAAGUAACCAUCACCUCAACAACCGGCUGACUUCUCAUCCGUUACAAUAGAGCGAUAGGAUACCAUUUAAUUCAUUCAUUAACAAAGUACAAGCUGCUUAUUUUACUCUGCUAUGUGAAGCUAAUACAUGCAUAAAAAAUAUUGCAUAAUAUUGAGGAAUAGUUAAAUAGAUACGUUACAAUUCCGAAAAAUACCUCAACAGAACCUCAACAAACAACCAAAGUCGGUGUCGUCAUAAUUCUUAAUGAAGAAAAGUCGUGGUGAAUGAAUAUAUAAUUAAUUGUAAUUUAGUUUAAAAAAACUCAUAAUUUUUUAUCAAGCUACCAAAAAUAAGGGCCUCCUCUAGAAUAUAGGGAAGAAGAACUCUCAAUAUUUACUAUAUAAUUGAAAGUGUAAUUAUUAUUAUAAGGAAAAAUAAUAAUUGAUAAGAAAAGUCUCAUCAUCGAACCGGUAACUGUAGAAUGUAAUGUAUGUAUCGUGGGAUUAUGUACGUUCACUGUGGUCGUCAUUCGUUGUAUGUAAAAUCGCAUAGUUUUUUCGUGUCUCUUAUUAGUUUAGGAGGUGGAGAAGAAUAUUGUCGAUAUUAUUUUUAAACGAGGCGAAAAGAAGAAUUUUUUGUUGUACUAUAAUAGUUAACGUCCUUGCUCAUCUAUAUCUUGUCGUUAUCUCACUCACUCACUUAAAUGUAUGAAAAUUGUCGUCUUUAGUUUCUGGUGAUGAAGAAACUUUAGACUGGAGAGAGAGAGCCUUUCUAUUGCUGAUGAACUUGUUAUCGCACCGCAUUUUUAUCCACUUAAUUUUUAAUCAUGGUUGGGCGUAACUUAAUUAUCCUUCUUUCUUAAUUGUUGGUGUUUUUAUGUUAACAUUAUAUUAUGACGUGUCGUCGUACGUAAUAUUUAGGAAGUGGCUAAUUUCGAGGCAUUUUUAUUUAAAGACUGAAAAUUGUGUUAUACUUGACUUAAUUAUCGUGUAAUAAAUGGAUAAAAGCAGA